Thermothelomyces thermophilus ATCC 42464 is the source of this 2279-nucleotide messenger RNA. RefSeq lists its product as uncharacterized. The transcript has 8 exons. Gene Ontology annotation, molecular function: poly(A) binding; ATP binding; protein kinase activity. The record is from RefSeq and is a predicted model, not a curated record. NCBI's taxonomy places the organism in Eukaryota, Fungi, Ascomycota, Sordariomycetes, Sordariales, Chaetomiaceae. Gene Ontology annotation, biological process: nuclear-transcribed mRNA poly(A) tail shortening; protein phosphorylation; mRNA processing. Gene Ontology annotation, cellular component: PAN complex; P-body. The coding region runs from base 122 to 2032 and encodes 636 amino acids.
GGUCAAAACAUGGGAGAAUUCCACCAUCAUCAAAUAUCGUAGAAUCGGUCACGGUGCUAUCUCUCUGUCCUUGAACUGACCUGACGGGAACCCGCCAUGGCCGCGACACGAUUCCCUCCGAAUGACCUGCGGCGCCAGGUUGGCUCUCCCAGAUCUAAGGGUCGAGGACACGCUCUGUCGCAACAUUCUCAUUUACGGAAACUGCCGCUAUGAGGAUCAAGGUUGCACCUUCAACCACGACCAAAACAAGAACUCUUCCCAAUCAGAAUUUCCCAAGAAGGCAUUCAACGUCGACUCUCCAUCGUUCACGCCAUCAAGCCAGGCGCAAGGAGCCGCUAAGAAGUCUACCCUGUCUUCGCAGGCUGCGAACGCCGCGCCGUUUACUCCCCGUGGGGUGGGCACACCGAACCUUCAGCAGACCGCCGAGGCUUCGGUGUUUAACCCGGCCGCGAUUAGAGAGUUCACUCCGCAAAACUAUGACAUUGCCAACACCGCUACAAAUGGCGUGCCGCAGGAAAACGGGAUCUUUAAUGAUCCCUUCACCACCCUGGGCUCGAUCGGUGCGGCAUUACCCGCUGCCGGACAGUAUAAUCUCUACGCCUCGGAUCACAGCGCUCUCGCGACCCCUGGGGCGCAGUUCUACCCACAGCACGGAACUUAUCCAGCUGGUCCGCUUCAGCCGCCCAACUAUCACCUCUACCAACCGUACGAUACCUAUCGGCAGGAUCUACAGCCUUGGCAGCGGGCUACCUACGACUUUUUCAUGCCGGCCAAGAUGCGGGAGGAGCUCCAGAAGAAGAUGUUCGCCACGCAACAGGUGAUGCCAAAUUCCGGGCUUCCCCAACUCGAACGCUGGCAUUCCUUGUUUCCACUGGACACCCACAACAGGAAAAACACCUCGUCCUUUGGCUACCCUAGCUGGGUAUACAAGGCUCAAAAUAGCCGAACUGGGAGAUACUAUGCUCUCAGGAGGCUCGAAGGUUACCGAUUAACCAACGAGAAAGCUAUUCUGACGGUCAUGAAGGAGUGGAAGAAGAUCAGGAGUGCCAACAUUGUCACAGUCCACGAAGUGUUUACCACCAGAGAAUUUGGCGAUAGCUCCCUCAUCUUCGCCUUCGAUUACCAUCCUCUGUCGAAAACGCUGCAGGAGAGCCACCUCCAGCCUGUUCACGGCAACCGUUAUCGAGCACCAAGUUCCGUGCCGGAGAACGUCAUUUGGGGCUACAUCUGCCAAAUCACUAACGCACUCAAGACCAUCCACUCCAGCAAGCUCGCAGCACGGUGUCUCGAGCCAAGCAAGAUAAUCAUCUCAGACAACAACCGCAUUCGGCUCUCCGCUUGCUCCAUCCUGGACGUGGUGCAGUUUGAAAGCAACACAAAGUCUGUUCAGGAAUUGCAGCAGGAGGAUCUUGUCAAAUUCGGGAAGCUCAUACUCUCCCUGACGACAAAUACCCUGCCCGCCCACCUGAACAACAUCCCGGCAGCGCUCGAGUCGCUAGGCGCCAAAUACUCGGCCAAUCUUAAGGACGCCGUGGCCUGGCUGGUAACACCGCCGAACCCUGGCGAACCCAAGAGCAUCGAGCACUUCAUUAGUGGUAUCGCCACUCAUAUGACGACGUUCUUUGACCUUGCCCUCCAGGACAACGAUGAGAAACAGUUUCACCUUGCCAGAGAGCUGGAGAACGGGCGUGCCGCACGCAUCAUGAUGAAGCUCAUGACGAUAGUCGAACGAGGCGAACUCGGCGGCGCGCAAGCCUGGUCAGAAACGGGCGAUAGGUACCAGCUCAAGCUCUUCCGAGACUAUGUCUUCCACCGCGUCGAUGCGGACGGAAAACCCAACCUGUCCAUUGGGCAUAUGCUGAGCUGCCUGAACAAGCUCGACGCGGCCAUUGACGAGAUGGUGGUCCUGACGAGCCGCGACAACGAGACAGUCUUUGUGCUCACCUACCGGGAGCUCAAGCAGAUGUUUGAUCGCGCGUUUAACGAACUCGUGAAACACAGCAAGACCGGCGCCCCCGGGGCGAACAACUAGGCGGCGCAGCCGCCGAUGGCGCCGGUUUCGACGCCGAGAGCUCCUCUGGCAGAGGAUUCUGUUUCGUUGCCGCCUGCUUCUCUAUACCCUCUGCAGGGAUCCGCUCUGGAGAGCUUUCAAUAUAUCAAGGAACGUGCUCGGAGAAGGCGUGCAAUGGCGAUGAGCAGUCCGGCAACGUUUGACCUCUCCGUGGAUGGCGCUGUAGGGAUUUAUUCGGCAGGGGCUGGCUUGGUGGGUUCUACUUUGC